Cucumis sativus (cucumber) is the source of this 1930-nucleotide messenger RNA. Its product is annotated as probable plastidic glucose transporter 3. Gene Ontology annotation, cellular component: membrane. Gene Ontology annotation, biological process: monosaccharide transmembrane transport. Gene Ontology annotation, molecular function: hexose transmembrane transporter activity. The record is from RefSeq and is a predicted model, not a curated record. NCBI's taxonomy places the organism in Eukaryota, Viridiplantae, Streptophyta, Magnoliopsida, Cucurbitales, Cucurbitaceae.
GGCGGCAUGUUGUGGAAGUAUCCUCGACGUACAAACGUGGAGCGACAAAGGACCACAUAAAUGCUUACGAUAAACAAGAGGGUUCAGUGCGACAUACUGGAUACCCUUCAUGGAGACGCCCCUUUCCGCACGUAGUUGUAGCGACUCUUGCUUCAUUUUUGUUUGGCUACCAUCUUGGUGUAGUUAAUGAAACGUUAGAGAGUAUUUCUCUGGACCUUGCCUUUAGUGGGAGUACAUUGGCAGAAGGUCUCGUAGUAAGUACAUGUUUAGGUGGUGCCUUUCUUGGAUCUCUAUUCAGUGGCUGGAUUGCAGAUGGGGUAGGGCGUCGUAGAGCAUUGCAGCUUUGUGCAUUACCCAUGAUAAUUGGUGCAUCAAUGAGCGCAACCACAAAAAAUCUAUGGGGAAUGCUUCUUGGGAGGUUAUUUGUUGGAACUGUGGGACUUGGGCCAGCUGUUGCAGCACUCUAUGUUUCUGAGGUAUCACCAGCUUAUGUAAGAGGAACUUUUGGGAGUUUUACUCAGAUUUCAUCGUGUCUCGGUCUUCUGGGAUCCCUAUUUAUGGGACUUCAGGCCAAGGGAAUAGUAGGUUGGUGGCCUUGUUUUUGGGUAUCAGUCAUUCCUGCUGCUUUACUUGUUUUGAUGGAGUUUUCAGCAGAAAGUCCUCACUGGCUUUUCAAGAGUGGAAGAACUGCUGAAGCUGAGGCUGAAUUUGAGAAGCUUUUGGGAGGGGCAGAUGUUAAAUAUGCAUAUGCAGAAUUGUCAAAGUCUGAUAAAGGAGAGGAUUCAGGUGCAGUAAAGUUAUCAGAGUUACUCCAUGGCCGCCAUCACAGAGUGGUUUUCAUUGGUUCAACCCUUUUUGCUUUACAGCAGCUCUCUGGCAUAAACGCUGUUUUCUAUUUCUCUUCUGUCUUCAAAAGUUUCGGUGUACCUUCAGAUCGUGCAAAUAUUUGUAUAGGUGUAGCAAACUUCUUAGGGUCAAUUGUUGCAAUGAUACUGAUGGAUAAACUUGGAAGAAGGGUGCUGCUUCUUGGGAGUUUUUCAGGCAUGGUAGUGUCAAUGGGCCUCCAAGUGUUUGGAGCAAGCUCAUUCCCAUCCAGCACUGAAGCAUUCUAUCUGUCUGCCGGUGGCAUGUUACUGUUUGUUCUGACGUUUUCUCUUGGUGCCGGUCCUGUUCCUAGCCUCCUCCUAUCAGAAAUAUUUCCUAGUCGAAUUCGAGCAAAAGCAAUGGCGUUUUGUAUGUCGGUACAUUGGGUGAUAAACUUUUUUGUCGGUUUACUCUUCCUGCCCUUACUGGAGCAAAUAGGAGCCCAGAUCCUGUACACAGUUUUCGGUGCAUUUUGCUUGAUAUCAGUGAUUUUUGUGAAGAGAAAUGUAGUGGAGACAAAAGGAAAAUCACUUCAGGAAAUUGAAAUGGCACUUCUUCCAGUAGAGUAGAGGGAAAAAAAAACAGAUAAUCAUCUUGCAUAUAUUUAGCACAAUCCCUUGUUCGAAGUGAGAACUUUACAAGAGCAUAGAACAACUUCGGAAUUUAAAGCUUCAAGACCUUUACCUGGUCGCUUGCUAGAAUGGUAUUGAUUCUCUUCAAGACUGUCUUAUAUUUUGACCUCUAUUCAGGCCAUUGAUUCUUUAUAUAUAACCAUUUUUUCCCCUUUCUUUUCCUUGAUAAUGAAAAGAAAGUCACCGAAUGGCAAAUACCACUGAUCAAAGAUCGAAUUUCUUUAUCCAUUGAUUAUUUAUGUAAUUUUGACCUUCACAGCUUAUACCUAUGAGUUCUCACAAGGCUGCAUGUUCAUAUAAAACAUGAUUGUAACAUGCAUCCAACUGUUUUUGAGUGACAAUGUGUUCACUUCACAUAUCUUAUCACAAGAUUUGAGUUUUGGCUGAGAUAUGAGAAAUUAUGAAACUAAUGAUAACAAAUUAGUAUUAUUAUU